GUCCGCGUUGUGACAAGGAAAAUUUGCGAACCACUUGAGGAGGACUCAUUCCGGCCAAUUCUUCACCAUUACGAUGGCCCUAAGUUUCGCCUCGAAUUAAACAUCCCAGAGGCUCUCUCUCUACUGGACAUUUUUGCAGAGAAAAAUAUACUGAAUAGUUUGUUAAAUUGAAAAAGUCUAUUGUACUUGGGCAAUAUAUGUGAUAUACAGACAAUAUACAAACUAUUUUGUAAUCCAGUAGGUUUUUGUUACAUAUAAUAAAAGUAAAUGAAUAGUUCAAUUUGUUUGA
Messenger RNA from Capsicum annuum, 289 nucleotides. Its product is annotated as B2 protein. NCBI's taxonomy places the organism in Eukaryota, Viridiplantae, Streptophyta, Magnoliopsida, Solanales, Solanaceae. Gene Ontology annotation, biological process: response to endoplasmic reticulum stress. The record is from RefSeq and is a predicted model, not a curated record.